CCCUAGCGCCCAGUACUGAAACGAUGCAAUUUCUUACAAGGCAAACUCGUUUCUUAAAUUUGUUGAGUGCAAUGCGUCGUAUCAGAUUUCUAUCAAGUCCUUCGUCAUUCUUAUACUGUCACGAAAAGUAUAAGGUGACUGACGAAAUGAAGUCAGCAUUCAACCGAGAUGGCUACAUCAUUGUCAGAAAUGUAUUGGAUCACGAAGAGAUUUCUAAGUUGGGUGAUGCUCUUGAAACUGACGGUGGGAUCAUGCAACACGCUUAUUUUGUAAACGAUGGUCGAGGUCGUCGCAGUAAGCUUUGCAUCUGGAGUCAUCCUGGUCAUGAUAUCACUGGUAUGGUGGCUCGCUCGGAGAAAGUAGCCGGAACGAUGGAACAGUUGUUGGGUGGUGAAGUGUAUCAUUAUCAUACGAAACUGAUGAUGAAGGAGGCGUUCACUGGAGGAUCAUUUGUGUGGCAUCAAGAUUAUGGGUAUUGGUACAUGAAUGGUUGUCUGUAUCCAGACAUGGGCACCGCAUUUAUAGCCAUCGAUCGAUGCGAUCAAGAGAACGGCUGCAUGCAGGUGCUUCGUGGGUCUAACCAUCUCGGACGUCUUAAUCAUGGUCGUGUCGGUGGCCAAACUGGGGCUGACGCCGAUCGAGUUUCAGAUAUCUUGAAGGUGCUCCCUGUUGACGAUGCAGUUCUCGAUCCUGGAGACACAUUGUUCUUUCAUUCAAAUCUUCUUCACAAAAGCAACAGAAAUGAUAGCGCACACAGGCGUUGGGCAUUUCUCAUUGCUUACAAUCGAGCCAGCAACAACCCAACGAUCGAGCACCAUCAUCCAAGAUACACACCACUAGAGAAGGUCGAAGACGUCGAAGUGAGAAAGUGUUCCAACUACAGUGACAUGACAGGAAAAGACUUCAUGGAUCCGAACACUGAUCAGACAGCCGAGGGCAAGAAAUAACAUCCAUUGAAUGAAAUUUGAUUUUUUUCUGUUUUUAGAGUGAAGCUGUUAGUUUGUCUAUUUUGUUCUCUUUUUGAAGUUUUGUAUAUUUGAUGUAAAUGCAAGUAUAAAACAAUUGA
This is a messenger RNA of Corticium candelabrum, 1066 nucleotides long. RefSeq names its product L-proline trans-4-hydroxylase-like. The record is from RefSeq and is a predicted model, not a curated record. Lineage: Eukaryota; Metazoa; Porifera; Homoscleromorpha; Homosclerophorida; Plakinidae. The coding region runs from base 24 to 947 and encodes 307 amino acids. The transcript has 6 exons.